Messenger RNA from Chrysoperla carnea, 3822 nucleotides. RefSeq names its product calcium-activated potassium channel slowpoke (gene slo). Gene Ontology annotation, cellular component: postsynaptic membrane. Bases 161 to 3715 code for a protein of 1184 amino acids. Gene Ontology annotation, molecular function: large conductance calcium-activated potassium channel activity. The transcript has 25 exons. Gene Ontology annotation, biological process: transmembrane transport; potassium ion transport. Lineage: Eukaryota; Metazoa; Arthropoda; Insecta; Neuroptera; Chrysopidae. The record is from RefSeq and is a predicted model, not a curated record.
UCCACCAAAAAAAAACUCAAAUGCAUAUUGCAAAGUCGUUAACUAAUCGUUAUUUAACAUUGUUUUUAAAUCGAGCUUCCAUAAAUUUAUCAUAUUUAUUCUUCAAUUCAAUUCGAAGGUGAAUGCCGCAUAUAAUAUUGUCGAUAGUUUCCCUUAGGGGAUGACGUGCGAAGAAGCGGCUACGGAGCCGCCUUCUCUGGACGCUGAUGGUUUAGAUGAAUGCUUGAAGGAACGAAAGUGGUGGUUUUUUUUAUUAUCAAGUAUAUUUACAUUUUUGGCUGGUCUGCUUGUUGUAUUACUUUGGCGGGCGUUUGCAUUUUUAUAUUGUAAAAAAACAGAGACUGAAUAUGCCCAAAAUGAUCCAAAACAAAAGGAGCAAAAAGCUGCUCGACAGGCGGGCAAACAAGAGUUUGAGGGAACCUUCAUGACUGAGGCGAAAGAUUGGGCUGGUGAACUUAUAUCAGGUCAAACAACUACCGGACGAAUUUUGGUUGUUUUAGUAUUCAUCCUCAGCAUAGCAUCACUUAUAAUAUAUUUUAUUGACGCUUCCAGGUAUGUGGAGGUGGAACGUUGUCAAACAUGGAGUGAUAACAUUACACAGCAGAUAGACCUUGCCUUCAAUAUAUUUUUUAUGGUAUAUUUUUUUAUAAGAUUUAUAGCGGCUAGUGACAAAUUCUGGUUUAUGCUGGAGAUGUAUUCAUUUGUAGAUUAUUUUACGAUACCCCCCUCGUUCGUAUCCAUUUAUUUAGAUCGAACAUGGAUUGGUUUCCGUUUUUUGCGGGCACUUCGCCUCAUGACCGUGCCUGAUAUUCUUCAGUACCUUAACAUACUAAAGACUUCUAGUUCCAUUCGCCUCGCGCAAUUAAUCUCUAUAUUCAUAUCAGUAUGGUUGACAGCCGCUGGUAUUAUUCAUUUGUUGGAAAAUUCAGGGGAUCCACUCGAGUUUGCUAAUCCACAACAAUUAUCAUAUUGGACUUGUGUUUAUUUUUUAAUUGUUACCAUGUCCACGGUGGGAUACGGUGAUGUUUAUUGUAAUACAAUUCUUGGCCGAACUUUUUUAGUUUUCUUCCUUUUGGUCGGAUUGGCGAUAUUCGCCAGUUGUAUUCCCGAGAUUAUUGACUUGAUCGGAACUAGACCGAAAUAUGGCGGCACCUUGAAGAAUGAAAGGGGUAGAAGGCAUAUUGUGGUCUGUGGACAUAUCACUUAUGAAUCAGUCUCGCAUUUUCUUAAGGAUUUUCUUCAUGAAGAUCGUGAAGACGUCGAUGUGGAAGUAGUCUUUCUGCACAGGAAACCACCUGAUCUCGAACUGGAAGGCUUGUUCAAACGACACUUUACAACGGUGGAAUUUUUCCAAGGGACUAUUAUGAAUCCAAUCGACCUACAGAGGGUCAAGGUCCAUGAAGCCGAUGCCUGUCUAGUUUUGGCAAAUAAAUAUUGUCAAGAUCCGGAUGCAGAAGAUGCCGCUAACAUUAUGAGAGUGAUUUCAAUCAAAAAUUAUAGUGAUGAUAUCCGUGUUAUUAUUCAACUUAUGCAAUAUCAUAAUAAGGCUUAUUUGUUAAACAUUCCAUCAUGGGAUUGGAAACAAGGAGAUGAUGUCAUUUGCCUGGCAGAACUGAAAUUGGGAUUUAUAGCGCAAUCGUGUCUAGCACCCGGGUUUUCUACAAUGAUGGCAAACCUGUUUGCUAUGCGCUCCUUUAAAACGUCACCCGAUACGCAGGCGUGGCAGAAUGACUAUUUACAAGGGACAGGAUGCGAGAUGUAUACAGAAACAUUAUCUCCCUCAUUCACAGGGAUGUCCUUCCCUCAGGCCAGCGAAUUAUGCUUCACAAAAUUAAAAUUGUUACUACUGGCAAUCGAAAUGAAAGGCGGUGAAGAAGGUAACGAUUCGAAAAUAUCAAUAAAUCCACGCGGAGCAAAAAUACAAGCGAACACACAAGGGUUUUUUAUUGCACAAUCAGCGGAUGAAGUUAAAAGAGCAUGGUUUUACUGUAAGGCGUGUCACGAUGAAAUCAAAGAUGAAACGCUGAUUAAAAAAUGCAAAUGCAAAAAUUAUGUCGGAAUGAUGAUGAUGCAGUCUGGCAUGGUGAAACAGGGACAAAACAAUUCCGCUUCCCAACGAUACCUUGAGGAUGACCAUCAAUUCCCUCCUACUUACACACCAGAGUUGACCAAGAAGGUGCAAGUGAGAGGUGACAUUACAAGGGAUCGAGAAGACAGUAACAUUCAUCGAAAUCACCGAAACAAUGCAAUUCCCUCCACAGGCCAUCUACAAUUAAAUUCAACAAAACAGGUGAAUAAAGUGAAACCGAAUGUGAAUCGAGAUGUUGUAUCGCCAGGAUAUAACUCAAGGCCACAGGAGCAAGAAGGCAGCACAUACGCGGGAUACCACCUUGCCUAUGAAGUCAAAAAACUCAUGCCUACAAGUCGUACUAGCGGUCCAAACACCAAUAACAAUGGUGUUGCACUGCCAAUUGGUCUAGCCGAUGAUCAGGCAAAAGAUUUUGAUUUUGAGAAGACUGAAAUGAAAUAUGACAGCACAGGCAUGUUUCAUUGGAGCCCUGCUAGAAAUUUAGAAGACUGUAUUUUAGAUCGAAAUCAAGCGGCAAUGACAGUUUUAAAUGGUCACGUUGUCGUUUGUUUAUUUGCGGAUCCUGAUUCACCGCUGAUAGGUUUACGUAAUCUUGUUAUGCCGCUACGGGCUAGUAACUUUCAUUAUCAUGAAUUAAAACAUGUAGUUAUCGUAGGUUCUGUAGAUUAUAUUCGAAGAGAAUGGAAAAUGUUACAAAAUUUACCAAAAAUAUCUGUUUUAAAUGGUUCGCCAUUAAGUAGAGCUGAUUUACGUGCUGUGAAUGUUAAUUUAUGUGACAUGUGUUGUAUAUUAUCUGCAAAAGUACCUAGCAACGAUGAUGCAACCUUAGCUGAUAAGGAAGCAAUUUUAGCAUCUUUAAAUAUCAAAGCAAUGACCUUCGAUGAUACGAUAGGCGUGCUAAGUCAAGGUGGAGCUGAACAAGAUAAUCUAUUACCUGCUGGCAGUCCUAUUGUGUUACAAAGACGAGGUUCUGUGUAUGGGGCAAAUGUGCCCAUGAUUACAGAAUUAGUGAAUGAUAGUAAUGUUCAAUUUUUGGACCAAGAUGAUGACGAUGAUCCAGAUACUGAAUUAUAUUUAACACAGCCUUUCGCUUGUGGUACAGCUUUUGCAGUUAGUGUCUUGGAUUCGCUUAUGUCAACGACGUAUUUUAAUCAAAAUGCUUUAACAUUAAUUCGAUCGUUAAUUACGGGAGGUGCAACACCAGAAUUAGAAUUAAUAUUGGCAGAAGGUGCUGGACUUCGAGGUGGAUACAGUACAUCAGAUAGUUUAUCAAAUCGAGAUCGAUGCCGUGUUGGACAAAUAUCAUUGUAUGACGGCCCGCUGGCACAAUUUGGUGAAGCUGGCAAAUAUGGUGAUUUAUUUGUGGCAGCAUUAAAGACGUAUGGUAUGCUGUGUAUUGGUUUGUACAGGUUUCGUGAUACAAGUUCCUCGUGUGAUGCAAGCAGUAAACGUUAUGUGAUUACAAAUCCACCAGAUGAUUUUUCAUUAUUACCAACUGAUCAGGUUUUCGUAUUAAUGCAAUUCGAUCCAGGAUUAGAGUAUAAACCCCCACGAAGUCGAACCGGUACUGGAGGACAAGGAAGCGGAACAGGCGGCGGUGGCACCAACAAGGAUGAUAACUCUUGACUGUUGUUGUGUAGCGCCCUCACUGAUGGACCUUACUCCUAUAUUUAGAUCCGAAUAUGUUUGGAUCUUAAUAUAAAUAAAUACCUUUGACCCAUCCACCAUUCCAA